This is a messenger RNA of Pseudomyrmex gracilis, 770 nucleotides long. RefSeq lists its product as uncharacterized. The record is from RefSeq and is a predicted model, not a curated record. The coding region runs from base 147 to 512 and encodes 121 amino acids. The transcript is spliced from 5 exons. NCBI's taxonomy places the organism in Eukaryota, Metazoa, Arthropoda, Insecta, Hymenoptera, Formicidae.
GAAAAUAAAGUUAUGGGAAGAAAUUGCAAAAACAUGUCAUCUAUCAAUCGAUGAAGUUCAACAAAGAUGGAAAAGAUUGAAAGAAAGAUAUGGCAAACAGAGGAGACUAAACGAACUCGCAGUGCAACUCGCAGUGGCAGUGCCACAUGCAGAAAAUUAAACAAUGGCCGUUAUUUGAAAGUAUAAAAUUCAUGGAAAAACACAUCCAGAGAAGAAGGACAUUCAGCAAUGUUUCACUGCAAUUUGGAAUAACAUUGCAUACCACACCAGAAAAAUCAAAUUUCAGUCAUCAGAGAGAAAAUACAGCAUCUCAAUCAAAUCAAAACAUGACUCAAUUAUUUCAAGAAUUGAAAAGACGUCAAAGCACAGUUCAAGUAAAUGAAGGAUUGAAAAAAGUCCCAAGCAUAGUUCUACAAAAUCGGAUAGAGAGUGUAAUCGGAAAAAAAUGUCAAAGAAGAAUAAACGCGGGAAUCGUUCGGGCUGGCAGAAGCAACGGUGGCGUAGAGGUUUAGAGUGGGUAGAAAGCACGUUGCACCAGCCGCCCAGUGCUGAUGUCGGUUAUCCAGUAAUUAUUAGCGAUGAGAAGAUGAACCUGAACCUGGAAAUUAAGCGGUGGAAGAAACUCAUUCCGAUUAAUACCACGCAUUGGUAUUACACCGUAACAUUACCGAUUAAUGAUCCACAUUACCGCGUGUAUAAAGACAAACUCAUCUGUACAAUAAAUCCAGCUCCACCUGUACUUACAUUAGAAUAAAAUAAAUGUGUAUUCA